AUGGCCACAGAGCACAGCCCAGACUCAGGCACCAACUCCCAGAAGCCCCCUGGAGAGGUUAUGACUCCAGGUAGUGGUGCUGAGGGGCCCUCUUUGACCAGGAGAAGGAGCAAGAGGGCAAAGCAUCCCCGAGGGUCUAGGAAGGGCAGCGCUGGGGAGCAAACACCUGUCCAGGACCCUGAGGCCCCAGGGGGCAGCAGAAAACCUUCAAGGACCGAAGAAAAGAAAGAAGAGCCAUCCCCCGGGCCCCCCAGGCCAGCCUCUCACUGCCAGUCCCACCGGCGGCGACGGCGUCAUUCUGACUCCCAGCAGGAUGCUGCUCAGAGGGCAUAUGGGCCCCUGCUCAACCGAAUGUUUGGGAAGGAUCGUGAGCUGGGCCCGGAGGAGCUGGAGGAGUUGCAGGCUGCCUUCGAGGAGUUUGACACUGAUCAGGAUGGCUACAUUGGCUACCGGGAGCUGGGUGACUGCAUGCGGACACUGGGCUACAUGCCCACAGAGAUGGAGCUCCUCGAGGUCUCGCAGCACGUAAAGAUGCGCAUGGGUGGCUUUGUGGAUUUCGAGGAGUUCGUGGAGCUGAUAGGCCCAAAGCUGAGGGAGGAGACAGCACACAUGCUGGGGGUGCGGGAGCUGCGCAUUGCCUUCCGAGAGUUUGACAGGGACAGGGAUGGAAGAAUCACUGUGGCAGAGCUGCGGCAGGCAGCACCAGCUCUGCUGGGGGAACCACUGGAGGGGACCGAGCUCGAUGAGAUGCUCCGAGACAUAGACCUCAAUGGGGAUGGCACCAUAGACUUUGACGAGUUUGUGAUGAUGUUGUCCACCCACUGA
Messenger RNA from Octodon degus (degu), 825 nucleotides. It is a transcript of the gene Cabp4, whose product is annotated as calcium binding protein 4. Gene Ontology annotation, molecular function: calcium ion binding. The transcript has 6 exons. The record is from RefSeq and is a predicted model, not a curated record. The coding region runs from base 1 to 825 and encodes 274 amino acids. Lineage: Eukaryota; Metazoa; Chordata; Mammalia; Rodentia; Octodontidae.